Prunus avium (sweet cherry) is the source of this 1791-nucleotide messenger RNA. Its product is annotated as Tetratricopeptide repeat (TPR)-like superfamily protein. NCBI's taxonomy places the organism in Eukaryota, Viridiplantae, Streptophyta, Magnoliopsida, Rosales, Rosaceae. Gene Ontology annotation, molecular function: protein binding. The record is from RefSeq and is a predicted model, not a curated record. Gene Ontology annotation, biological process: mitochondria-nucleus signaling pathway; chloroplast-nucleus signaling pathway. Gene Ontology annotation, cellular component: chloroplast.
AAUUGUCAAAUUAUAAUCAUCGUCAUUCCACAAAGCAAAAAAGCAGUGCCUGAAGCGCCUUGUAUAGAUAGAGAUGCUGAUGCAGUCCAUUUUGGGUCGCAAGUCACCUUCACUUUCAUCUACAGGUGCCUUCACUCCUCUCCCUUUGUUGUGCUCAAGUUGUCUCAAAUACUCUGAUACAUACAAGUUCCAUGGUUCUUUCACUCACUCAAAGCGCAGAAAGGGUGUGAAAGAAGUCAAAUUUAUAGCAUUAACUGAUCAAAACCUUGCAACUACUAACUGCCCAAAUGGUGAGGAACUCUCUGGUGAGUCAUACAACCAUUUGAUAAGUGAUUUUUGUAGAGCAGGGCAAAUUGACAAGGCCAUGGCUCUUCUUGCUGAAAUGGAAGCUCUUGGGGUUCGACCUAAUUCAAUCUCUUACGCUCAUUUGAUUGACGCUCUUGGAAGUACUGGCAGGACUUUGGAGGCUGAUAUGUUGUUUCAGGAAAUGAUAUCUUUUGGGUUUAGGCCAAGAAUUAAGCUUUACAAUGUUUUGCUCAGAGGGUUUUUGAAGAAAGGCCUCUUAGGACUGGCAAUUAGAGUUAUGGCGGUAAUGGGUGAUUUGGGGGCCGAGAAAAAUCAAGAGACAUAUGAGAUUCUUCUUGAUUACUAUGUCAAUGCUGGGAGGUUGGAAGAUACUUGGUCAAUGAUUAAUGAGAUGAAGCGGAAGAGGUUUCGGCUAAGCUCAUUUGUGUACAGUAAGGUUAUUGGUCUUUACAGGGAUAAUGGAAUGUGGAAGAAAGCAAUGGACAUUGUGGGUGAGAUAAGGGAGAUGGGGAUGGCAUUAGACAAACAGAUUUACAACAGCGUUAUUGAUACAUUUGGGAAAUAUGGUGAGGUGGAUGAAGCUUUGGAAGUGUUUGAGAAAAUGAAACAAGAAGGUGUAAAGGCUGAUAUAACGACGUUUAAUUCCUUGAUACGGUGGCAUUGUAAGGCUGGUGAUAUAAGUAAGGCACUUGAGUUGUUAACUGAGAUGCAGGAACAGGGGUUAUAUCCUGAUCCAAAGAUCUUUGUCACCGUUAUCAGCCGACUGGGGGAGCAGGGGAAGUGGGAUAUGAUACAGAAGACUUUUGAGAAUAUGAAAAGCCGAGGGCAUAAGAAAAGUGGGACCAUUUAUGCUGCUUUGGUUGAUAUUUAUGGGCAAUAUGGAAAAUUUAAGGAUGCAGAAGAGUGUAUAUCUGCCCUAAAGGCGGAAGGUCUUAUUCCUUCAGCCAGCAUGUUUUGCGUCUUAGCAAAUGCCUACGCUCAGCAGGGAUUAUGCGGACAGACAGUUAAGGUACUUCAGCUCAUGGAAGCUGAGGGAAUUGAACUGAAUGUCAUAAUGCUGAAUGUGCUGAUGAAUGCAUUCGGUGUUGCUGGUAGACAUUUCGAGGCUUUAUCCAUUUAUCACCAUAUAAAAGAAAGUGGUUUUAGCCCUGAUGUGGUUACGUAUACUACCCUCAUGAAGGCAUAUAUUCGGGCAAGGAAGUUUGAUAAGUGGUUUCCUGAUCAGGUCCCUGAGGUUUACGAGGAAAUGGAACAUGCAGGAUGCACUCCAGAUAGGAAGGCUAGGCAGAUGUUACAAGUUGCUUUAAUGGUCCUUCAACAGAGGAAUUGUGAGUAGUAGUGAAUGGUUGGGUUGUGAUGCAAUGUGCUUGUUCAAUCUGGUAUGGACACAGGCUAUGAUCCUUUCAGCAGUCAAAAGACGGUCUUACGUGAUGGCUGUGCCGCUUUUUUACAAACACUUCAAACCAGAUGGGGUGUUAACUUUCG